This is a messenger RNA of Micromonas pusilla CCMP1545, 486 nucleotides long. RefSeq lists its product as uncharacterized. NCBI's taxonomy places the organism in Eukaryota, Viridiplantae, Chlorophyta, Mamiellophyceae, Mamiellales, Mamiellaceae. Bases 1 to 486 code for a protein of 161 amino acids. The record is from RefSeq and is a predicted model, not a curated record. The transcript is spliced from 3 exons.
AUGAUGCUCACGUCCUCCCCGUGCCGCGCGACGCGCGCCGGUCGCGCCGCCGCGACGACGCGCGCCGCCUCACUGUUUGCUCAUACGACGACGACGCGCCCGCGUCGCGCGUCCAAGUCGUCGUCGUCGUCGUCCACGUCGGAUGUCGUCGUCGUCGGCGUCGACGGCACCGCGGCGAUCGCGCGACGCGCGCGCGAGCGUCUCGCCGCCACCGCGCUCGCGGCCGCGAUGGCGCUGUCGCCGGUCCUCGCGACCGCCCCCGACGCGUUCGCGGCGUCGUGCCAGUCGUCGUGCGAGUCCGAGUGCUUGAAGAUCGCGCCGGGGAGCGGCGACUACUGCUCCUCCGCGUGCGCGGACGAGUGCGUCGCGUUGAAGAAGGGCGACUUUGAAAACUUGCUCGACAAGAUGCUCGACACGCAAAAGGUUUUCUUCGUCGGGCCGUCCUCCGCGAUGAAGCAGGCGAAGGGCGAACAGGGACAACAGUGA